AUGAAGACUAUGAACGUAGACAGGUUAAACGACCUAGAGACGAUCGACCCACGGCCGCUACCGCCGUGGCGAGCCGAGGCCUUCACGGAGAUUGAGAUCGGGACAGACCGAGAGACAGCAAGGGAUCGGGCCGAGUCCGUACGGUCCACGUCUAACAUCGUCGUCUACUCGGACGCCUCGGGACGUGAGGGCCACCUCGGUGCCGCCGUUGUGGCGCUCGACGACAACUUGGAGAUCGCCGAAUCCCAACAGGUCCAAGUUGGACCGAUGGACCGCUGGUCUGUCCAUGUGGCGGAGCUUAUAGGCAUCUUUUACGCAAUCAGUAUAGUGUUCAAGAUAGCCCAUCAACACUCAAGGACCGAAGACGGACAACAGACAGCAUCAAUCCUAUGUGACAGCCGAUCAUCGCUGCAGGCAAUCCAGAGCGCGCGAAACAAAUCAGGACAACGGAUCGUUCACGCAAUCCUCCAAGCUGCCACCGAGGUUCUAACGGCUGGAAUCUCCCUCCGCCUCCAAUGGGUGCCAGGCCAUUCUGACGACCCUGGAAACGACGCUACGGACCAGCUAGCCAAGAACGCCGCAAGCCCAGGCAAAACCCACCCUUUCCGCCCGCUUCUCACGAGAGAGAGAGCGCUCAUUCGUCGAAACAUCCACGCUCAGUGGGAACAAGAAUGGAGAUCGUCCACCAAGGGUGGUCCAUUACGAAAGGUCGACAACACACUACCAGCUAGUUACACAAGGAGGUUAUACGGGAACCUGCCGAGGAACCGCGCAUACCUCCUGAUGCAGCUGCGCACUGGCCACAACUGGCUAUCCAGCUACCGCAAGAAGGUUGGCCACAGUGACGAUGACCUAUGCGUAUGCGGCGCGCAAGAAACAGUCACCCACGUGUUGGUGGACUGCCCGAGGUUGAGGGAACCUCGACGGAAGUUACGGAGAGAAGUUGGAGAUGCAUUCAAUAGCGUACAGAGUCUGCUGGGAGGCUCAAAACAAGGUGAGAGAGGUAAACCAGACACCGUCUCGCGAGCCAGGACGGUCAAUGCCGUGCUGGACUUCGCCGAGGCGUCACAAAGGUUUUGCGGUCGCGCGCCACGAGGGCAGCCUAACAAUGGGAACGGCAAUUAG
This is a messenger RNA of Penicillium brasilianum, 1125 nucleotides long. The record is from the annotation of a GenBank genome assembly. Lineage: Eukaryota; Fungi; Ascomycota; Eurotiomycetes; Eurotiales; Aspergillaceae.